CCCCCCUGUGUGGUAUUUCAUCAGUAAACAUCCUGCGGAUUUGAACGCGCGAUUUGGGCGGCAGGAAGGGGCGAGGCCGCCAUCUUGUUUGUUUGAGUGGAAGUGGCAGCGGCUGAGCCCGAGUGAAGGAGGGGGAGACACGGAGCGGCCUCAGCGGACGGCGGCGCCAGCAGCACGCGGCGGUUAGUCCUCUGUGGCUCCAGUAGCGUGGGAAGAUGUUUUACGCACACUUUGUUCUGAGCAAGAGAGGGCCGCUAGCCAAAAUUUGGCUGGCGGCCCACUGGGACAAGAAGCUGACUAAAGCCCAUGUGUUUGAGUGCAACUUGGAGAGCAGUGUGGAGAGCAUCAUCUCGCCGAAGGUAAAAAUGGCUUUGCGUACUUCUGGGCAUCUCCUUUUGGGUGUUGUCAGAAUCUACCACAGGAAGGCAAAGUACCUCCUCGCUGACUGUAACGAAGCUUUCAUCAAAAUAAAGAUGGCCUUUCGGCCUGGUGUGGUGGACUUGCCUGAGGAAAACCGAGAAGCCGCAUACAAUGCAAUUACUCUGCCAGAGGAAUUUCAUGAUUUUGACCAACCGUUACCAGAUCUAGAUGAUAUUGAUGUGGCCCAGCAGUUCAGUCUCAACCAGAGUAGAGUGGAGGAAAUCACUAUGAGAGAAGAGGUUGGAAACCUCAAUAUCUUGCAAGACAAUGAUUUUGGUGACUUUGGUAUGGAUGACCGAGAGAUGAUGCGUGAAGGCAGUGCGUUUGAAGAUGACAUGUUGGUCAGUACCAGCGCCUCCAAUCUGUUACUGGAGCCAGAACAGCCCGAAGCACCUCUGGUCGAGAAGAGCAACCACUUGGAAUAUGAUGACCAGUACAAAGAUGACAACUUCGGGGAUGGAAAUGACGGAGGAAUAUUGGAUGACAAGCUUAUAAGUGAUGGUGGCGGGGGUAUCUUUGAUGACCCACCCACGCUUCCGGAAGAAGGUAUCGCACUGCCUGAACAGCCCCCACAUGAUGACGAUCUGGACGAUGAUGAUAAUGUAUCCCUUGGUGGGGCAGACAGCCCUGAUUCUGUGGAUCCUGUGGAGCCUCUGCCAACUAUGACUGAUCAGACUACCUUGGUCCCGAAUGAGGAGGAGGCUUUUGCUCUGGAGCCAAUUGAUAUCACAGUCAAGGAAACUAAGGCCAAGAGGAAGAGAAAGCUGAUUGUGGACAGUGUGAAGGAGUUGGACAGCAAAACCAUUCGUGCCCAGCUGAGCGACUACUCUGAUAUUGUAACAACACUGGACCUGGCACCUCCAACCAAGAAACUGAUGAUGUGGAAAGAGACGGGAGGUGUGGAAAAACUUUUCUCCCUUCCUGCUCAGCCCUUGUGGAACCCUAGACUCCUGAAGCUGUUUACACGUUGCCUCACACCUCUGGUAGCUGAUGAGCUCCGAAAGAGGAAAAAGGGUGGAGAAGCUGAUAAUUUGGAUGAGUUCCUGAAGGAAUUUGAGAAUCCGGAAGUUCCAAGAGAGGAAAUGAGACAACAGGAAGUUAUUGACCAACCCAUAUUGGAAGAAGCCAGUAGAUUGCAGGAGUCUAUGAUAGAGGGAAGCAGAUCUCAGCUGGAUGAAACCAUAAUGCCACCACCACCAACUCCUCAGCCACUGCCGCUGCCACAGCAACAGCAGCAAGGUGUGAAGCGUGACUCUCAACAGAUGGAACCAGAGCCAUUGAUUCCUCAAGAACCAGAGCCUCAGAUAGAGAUGCCACCUGUGGAACUUCCACCAGAGGAACCUCAGACUCUCAGUGAGCUAAUCCCAGAGCUCAAUCUUCUACCAGAGAAGGAAAAAGACAAGGAGGAUGAGGAGGAGGAGGAGGAAGAUACCACGGGGACUGAGCAGGACCAGGAAGAGAGAAGGUGGAACAAGAGGACUCAACAGAUGCUACACGGUCUUCAGAGAGUCUUGGCCAAAACGGGCGCUGAAUCCAUUAGUUUGAUUGACCUGUGCCGAAAUACAAACCGCAAGCAAGCCGCAGCAAAAUUCUACAGUUUCCUGGUCCUUAAAAAGCAACAAGCGAUUGAGCUGACACAGGAGGAACCAUACAGUGACAUCAUUGCCACACCAGGCCCAAGGUUUCACGUGGUCUGACUUGCUUCUCCAAGCCUAAGCAAGUGACCUCACCACAUUAUGAACCUCUAUGCUGGAUCUUGCAUGGCAGAGCCGUGUACUAGAGGCUUAUCACAACACCAAGCUGGUCAAAAACCAUGUCAUGCUGGUCCAUCUCCCUACUGGUGUUUUUAUUGGGCAUGGUUAUUUUAAUAUAUGUACAAAGUUUGUUCCCUUUUAUUUUAUUUUUUUUUCUUUAAAUGUAACUCCUAUAUGUUUUAUGGGUUAUAAAUGUGGAUUUGGGGUGGGAGGAUGACUUUUUUUUAUUUUUCCCCUCUCCAACCAACUCAUUACAACAUUUCUGGAGUAAAAGAAUAGAGUGAGACUAUCAGGCAGUUAUGUGCAGCAUGUUCCCAAAUGUUAUAUAGCCACCACCUGUAGCCAGGAUUAGGUUCCUGCACUGAAGUGAGUUGCAUUUGCCAGCGGCAGUGUUCAACCUUUCACUGCUAGAUCCUGGAAGGUUCAAGGAACCCGUCGGAGAAACCUUUGGUUUGCCAGGCUGAGCUUUUUCUUCAAAAUGUACUAGUCAUCUGGUUGUCAUGGUUACCAUUUUCCUGCAAUUGAGGUUGACCAUGAAACAAGUAAGCUGAAAAAGAUUUCUUACAAAGAUUUAUCUGGAUGCUUGUUCAGGUCAGUAACCAAUUCGCAUUGAAAAGAAGUUGCCAGGCAACUUGCAUUUUAAGAAAGUAAAUAAUGACAGCCUUUCCUAUAUUACAUAUGGGUACAAGUUCUCCUGUGCUUUAGGUACCCAGAUCUCAUUUCUCUUCUGGAUUUCUCGGCAAUUUCCUUUGAUUAGUGCAGCAGGAAGUUGGAGAGUAGUGAGAGAUUCAGCCAUCAGUGUCUGUAACUGAAAUAUCGGAUUUUAAAAAUCAAGACUUGUUUUCUUUGCUCCAGUUUGCAGCUAAAUUAUUGAUCUACCAUGCGUUGAAUAAUUUGAGAAUUCCCUUUUUACCAUGUACACAGCUUAGCACAAGACAAAGUAAGAAUAGUUCUAAAUGCCUCCUUUUCUAUAAGAUUCAUAUGUAGAAUAGAGUGUAAUGUAAAGCAAAAAAUAAAUCAGGAUUUGGCUAGAAAAGUCAGAUUUACAUUUCGCCAGUGUUGGCCUUCACUGUCUUGGAUAACCAAAUUGCAAAUGUGUGAGGUUUACCCCUACACUACACAAUCAUUGAGUUCAUAUCCUUUCUGUAACAUUUAUAAACCAUGCCGAAUUGGGGUGGAAAUGGUUUUGUGGACUUUUAAGGAUGGCUGCAAGUUUCUAGAUUGAGUGCUUUGUCUGCAGAUGUCAGGGGUGACUAGGUGCUCGGCUUCCUCUGCAUGCAACUAAAUCGUUUUUAAGUCCGUUGACUUUGCAUACGUGCAGCCCGUCUACCGGAAGUCUGGAGUUUAGGCUUACAGAAUGGUUUCUUGCACCAUGUGUGCACAGCAGGUACAGAUAAGUCUCUGACUACUAAGCAAGCAUCUGUGGUCCAGAUUGAGGGUUCUUUUUACAUUGGCUUUUAUUCUGCUUUUUGUAGUCGUAAAUGUAAAAUAUUUCUGUAAAUACACAUUUUAGUAUUUUAUGGCAUUAAAAGAAAUUUAAAUAAUAAAA
This is a messenger RNA of Rana temporaria (common frog), 3723 nucleotides long. RefSeq names its product RAD21 cohesin complex component (gene RAD21). Gene Ontology annotation, biological process: replication-born double-strand break repair via sister chromatid exchange; synaptonemal complex assembly; mitotic sister chromatid cohesion. Bases 216 to 2117 code for a protein of 633 amino acids. Gene Ontology annotation, cellular component: synaptonemal complex; cohesin complex. Lineage: Eukaryota; Metazoa; Chordata; Amphibia; Anura; Ranidae. Gene Ontology annotation, molecular function: chromatin binding; protein binding. The transcript has 14 exons. The record is from RefSeq and is a predicted model, not a curated record.